AAGUCGUGUACGGAGUUAUGCAAAAUAUGUGCAACUGUGUGUUCGAGACUUUGCGCUUUCUUCCUUGCAAUUGUGAUCUCUGAAUUUCUUUUCGGGACUUGAAUUCCUCCUAAUUCGCCUUCACUCCUCGGUACAUUUCGCAGUAAAGAACAACAAAUGGAGAAGGUCGAGACAAACGGCGAUGAUAUCACCGUGAACAUCAAGUUCGGCGGACGAUCCAUACCCGUUUCUCUCUCUUCCGAUUCCACCGUCAGGGACCUCAAAUCUCUCCUCCAGCCCCUCACCAACGUCCUCCCUCGAGGUCAAAAACUCAUCUUUAAAGGGAAAGUUCUGGUCGAUGAAUCGACGUUGAAGUCCUCGGGGGUGUCGAAUGGGGCUAAAAUCAUGCUCAUGGCUUCUCAAGGCUUGCACCAAGGGGACGGUCCAAUUAAGAAGGAAACGCCGGCCUCAUCAAAUUUGAGGAGGAAUGCCGAUGGAAAUCAAGUCAAGGAGAAAAGGGAAGUUACUGUUGAAAAGAGCCAGACUGCGCGUUGGAAAGUUACCGGUGUGAUAGCAUUGUCUCAAUGCAACUUGAGGGCAAUACCUGAUGAAGUAUGGAAUUGCGGACCUUCUGCAAGAGUACUCGAUCUCAGCCACAACUCUAUGGAAGAUGUACCUGCUAAAAUUGGCUGUUUGAGUUCUAUUCAGAAACUGCUCCUGAAUGCAAAUGAAAUAAGGGACAAUUCCAUUAGCUGGGAAGGACUAACAUCUCUGAAGUCUCUAACUAAUUUGUCAUUAAGCCAAAACUAUUUAACAACCUUGCCUUCUUCACUGGAUGCUUUAGCUUGUCUGAUGCAACUCGAUAUUGCAAACAAUAAGCUGGCGUCUCUCCCAGAUGAAAUAGGACAUCUGACUCAUCUUCAAGUGUUGAAGGCUAAUAAUAAUAGGAUAUGUGCCAUUCCCACUAGUAUUGGGGAAUGUACCUCACUUGUGGAGGUUGACCUUUCAGCAAAUCUACUGGUUGACUUGCCAGAGACAUUUGGCAAUUUGCAUAACUUGAAGGCUUUGCAUCUAAGUAAUAAUGGACUCAAAUCCCUCCCACCUACGCUUUUCAAAAUGUGCAUCUGCCUUUCAACCCUGGAUCUGCAUGGUUCAGAAAUCACAAUGGAUCUUCUCCGCCAGCUUGAAGGAUGGGAAGAUUUUGAUGAGCGUCGUCGCUUAAAACUUCAGAAGCAACUGGAUUUCAGAGCUGGGGGAUCUGCUGAAUUCGACGAGGGUGCUGAUAAAAGCUUUUGAGAGCACAAAAGACGUGAAGAUUUUCAUUCUGCCAUUCCUUAAAACAUCAAAAGGUACUGAAAUCCAAGAGUUGGAGGAAUCUGCUGAGUUUGACAAGCAUAGGGAUUUGCUCUGAGCUAAUGAACCAAGAAAUUUUCGUCAGUCUACCCAGAAUUAUCAAUCAAAUGUGACUGGUUCGCUGCACUGCAGAGCCCAUAUUGUAAUCUCGAAUUUAUGAUUUUACAAGUACCAGAGAUAUUGGAUUUGUAUUACUCAAACAACGAAUGCAAUAGCAAGGAAUGAUUUCCUUGAUAGUUUGUCCA
This is a messenger RNA of Rhododendron vialii, 1577 nucleotides long. RefSeq names its product LRR repeats and ubiquitin-like domain-containing protein At2g30105. Gene Ontology annotation, molecular function: protein binding. The record is from RefSeq and is a predicted model, not a curated record. NCBI's taxonomy places the organism in Eukaryota, Viridiplantae, Streptophyta, Magnoliopsida, Ericales, Ericaceae. The transcript has 10 exons. Bases 157 to 1275 code for a protein of 372 amino acids.